UCUGACAUCAUAAGCAAUUAUUUAAAUAUCAAAAUUAGAACUCGUCUUUCUUUUAUUAUUUUUACAGUUUCAACUGAAUCAAUGUACACAUAAAUAUGUUAAUGUGGUCAGACGUUGCCUGUUGUUAGCUGACCCUCUUCAUACCUGUCAGAGACAACAAAAAAGACAAAUUCAGACUUGACAUGUCCAACAGUUUACAAGACCCAUAAAUGCUCGUUCUAACAGUUAUGUCGACAGUCAGCGGCUUGGAGAUAAUACAAGGGGCUAAAAUCAUUUUUGCCAGUAAUAUAGCAGAUAAAGUGUGUUGUACGAUGUGCUGUACUUGACCUCUUUCUGCUCACUGAUUAAACAGUUCAGUUCUCGAGACAAUACUCAGCCUACACUAAAGCACAUCCUUUUAAAAAAAAAAUGAUAUCUCUAGGUCAAAGAUUCGACUUUAUCAAGUUGCAAAAGGCAUGUGUAUCGAGUAAGGGAUGAUUAACUGGGUGCUUGUAACUGUGUAGAAGCUUUUGUUUGGAGCAUCUACAGCCUUUAGUUUUCUUGUAUCUCUUCCUCUCGUUGUCAAGAUGGUAAGAGCAACGGGAUCUGGUAUCCUGCAGUUGUCUUCAUUCACCAACUACCACGUCAUCUUUCUGUGUUGUUUAUUUUCGUUCCCGUGGCAGCACAAGUUGACAAGAUCACGCGCUCUAUACCGUCUGUUGAGCCGCUACAGGAUACUGUCCUGACAUGUCACUUCCCCGAGGACCUCAGUGUCACCAAGAAAGAUUUCACUAUCUACCACUACGUUGAUCAGGGUAACCCGGAGGCUGUACUAGACUGCUGGUGGAUUCGAGGUUCACAGGAAUGUUACUCAAAACCAGGGUUCACGUACGACAAGAGGGUCAGCCGAUCCCUCAACCUUACAGUCGAAAGAGUGGUUGAUGGACACGUGGGUACAUACGCAUGUCAGAUCUCCGGAUACGGAUCCACCUCUUUGGAAACUUGCGAGUUUCUGCUUGAUGCACACAACACAUGUAAUAUCUCGAAGGAAAGCAGCGACUCCCAAAUUACCUUGAACUGUUUCUUUAAUGAAGACAUCGAGAAGACACAGAAGAAUUUUACCGUGUAUAAACACAAUGAGCAAGAGAACCUAAUUAACAGAACCGUUGUCGUGGACUGUUGGUGGGAGAACGGUAAUCCGAGAUGUUGGGGAGAGAAAGGUUACCUAUACGAAGAAAAAGUCUCCACGUACUUCAAGAUGGCGAUCCCCAUGGCAACAAACGAGAAAACAUACAUCUACUCUUGCUGGCAUGGAGGAUCUCAUGGUCAUAAAGGGAAAACCUGUUCCUUUCGUAUGGACAGCAAUGGUGUUCAACCCGAAACAAAGAAGAAUUUAGACACUGUAGCGCUGGGAACAUCCCUGGGUGUCCUGACACUAAUUGCGACAGUGAUUGCAGGACUCGUGGUGUUUAUGAAGAAACGGAGAAAGAAUGUGUCUAUGUCGGUGAUGAAGGACGAAGAAUUCCCAAUGGUGUCUCCCGAAAACCAGCCCGAUAAAGUGACAGAAGAGUUUCAAGCCUUUUUGUUGGAUAAAGUCAAUGAUAUGUAUCCAGACAUGCUGAAUGAAUGUUACUUUGUGCCUCCAGUCUACUUUAACAAAACUCGAUACUCUGAAAAAAAAUUUGCCGAUCAAGUCUUCUACGUACCUCACCCUCCUAAUGUCAAAGACAUCCUGUAUGACCGAGCCAUGCAGCACGUGAUACACUGCUUACGUCAUAUGGCGGAACAAUAUCAGGAACAUAUGUUUGUCCUGACACAGUUCAGUUACGAUGACUACCUGAGAUGUCCCAGUCCUGAGUACACAGGACAUCGCUUACCUGUUCCUAAAGUUGAUAAACGUGACCAGAAUAUCGGAUGUUUUGAUGUUCUUAUCAUCCAUAGACAUCAAGGCGUGGUGGUUGGAUUGUCAAGACUGUAGGCGACAAAGACGAUGGUAGUAAAGAUGGGGAG
Pomacea canaliculata is the source of this 1989-nucleotide messenger RNA. RefSeq lists its product as uncharacterized. The transcript has 8 exons. Lineage: Eukaryota; Metazoa; Mollusca; Gastropoda; Architaenioglossa; Ampullariidae. The coding region runs from base 1238 to 1957 and encodes 239 amino acids. The record is from RefSeq and is a predicted model, not a curated record.